GAAGUUAACAUCACAUGCUAUACUUAUUAUAAUUUUUCAAUUAUACGUUUCUCCUCUCGGCCUUUAACGCUUUUAGAGUCUCUGACCGCUGCUUUCCUUAGAACUGAAACAAGCGAAAAAUUCAUUGGACUAUCUCAAAAAGUAUUGGAUUGUUGUUAAUCACAAUUAAACAAUUUAUUUGUUGGAGGCAGCGGUAGACUCAGUAAAUUAAUUAAAAUGGCAUCUCUUCCCAAAGUUGAUAUUGAUAAGCCUAAAUUUGAUCAGAGCACGUAUUGGGGUCGUGCCAAGCAUUUCUUUUUGCUAACCAAUCCUCUGAACUUGUUCGCAUCAUCUAGCGACCUGGAGAGAGCGCGUGAAAUAGUUGAAAAGUAUCGAGCUGGCAAAUCUGUUCCCGAAUGCAAAUCAAUCGAGGAUGUGUGGAGGGCCAAGUAUCUGUACGAUUCGGCCUUUCAUCCGGAGACUGGGGAGAAGCAGCUUAUCAUUGGGCGCAUGUCGGCACAGAUGCCAAUGAACACCUUCAUUACUGCUGGUAUGAUGACCUUUUACAAAACAACCAGAGCCGUUGUCUUUUGGCAGUGGUUCAAUCAAACUUUUAACGCCACCGUCAACUAUACAAACCGCUCCGGCAAAACUCCAAUCAGUAAUACACAGUUGUUAACCUCCUAUUGUCUGGCAACAAGUGGAGCAUUGGGCACCGCCCUCACCCUGAACAGUGCGGUGAAGAAUAUGAAUCCUUUGGUUGGUCGCCUGGUGCCUUUGGUUGCCGUUGCAGCCGCCAAUUGCAUUAACCUUCCCUGCAUGCGAAUGCAGGAGUUGCGCAAUGGUAUCGUUCUUUUGGAUGAGAAGAACAAUGAGGUCGGCAUUUCGAAGAAGGCCGCUUUCGUUGGCAUUUCAUCUGUUGUGAUCAGUCGAAUUGCCAUGGCAAUUCCCGGAAUGACAUUGACGCCUGUUCUGAUAAAUCACCUGGACAAGAACGGAUUCCUGAAGAAAUUUCCCCAUAUGAAUGCACCAAUUCAGACUAUCUUCUGUGGUAUUAUAUUAAUAUUUUCAACACCCAUGGGCUGUGCAUUCUUCAGUCAACGCGCUGCUAUCAAGGUUGACUCGCUGGAGUCCGAAGCGAGAGAGUCUAUCAAGAAGAAUCGACCCGACUUGGAUACUGUGUGGUACAAUAAGGGUUUGUAG
Drosophila innubila is the source of this 1182-nucleotide messenger RNA. RefSeq names its product sideroflexin-1-3-like. Gene Ontology annotation, cellular component: mitochondrial inner membrane. The transcript is spliced from 5 exons. NCBI's taxonomy places the organism in Eukaryota, Metazoa, Arthropoda, Insecta, Diptera, Drosophilidae. The record is from RefSeq and is a predicted model, not a curated record. The coding region runs from base 217 to 1182 and encodes 321 amino acids. Gene Ontology annotation, molecular function: monoatomic ion transmembrane transporter activity. Gene Ontology annotation, biological process: monoatomic ion transport; serine import into mitochondrion.